GGUAAUGUUCAUAAAAUGUAUAAAGAUUUAAGGAAGUCAUUGAUAAUUUCCCAUUAAAUUAUUGACGAAGAUAUUGAGAUCUGUGAUCACUCACGUUUCUUCUCUCUCCGCCUCUUCCAAUCCCCCUCCGCCUCUUACAAUAAUCGAAUUACCCUCCUGUUGAUUCGCCGUUGUACCUUUGUCCCUUUACAAGAUCCAAUCAAAUUUCUUCUCAUAAUCAAUCAUGUCUACAGCAGUCUUCAAUGGCGAUGAAACUGCGCCCUUCUUCGGCUUUCUCGGCGCCGCUGCGGCCCUCGUGUUCUCCUGUAUGGGAGCAGCGUAUGGAACAGCGAAGAGUGGAGUUGGAGUAGCAUCAAUGGGAGUGAUGAGACCAGAAUUGGUGAUGAAAUCGAUUGUCCCAGUUGUUAUGGCUGGAGUUUUGGGUAUUUAUGGGUUGAUUAUUGCUGUGAUCAUCAGUACUGGUAUUAACCCUAAGGCAAAAUCCUACUAUCUUUUUGAUGGUUACGCUCAUCUAUCUUCUGGUCUUGCUUGUGGUCUCGCUGGUUUAUCUGCUGGUAUGGCUAUUGGUAUCGUUGGUGACGCUGGUGUUAGAGCAAAUGCCCAACAGCCCAAGCUUUUUGUUGGAAUGAUCCUUAUCCUCAUUUUUGCUGAAGCUUUGGCUUUGUACGGUCUCAUCGUUGGUAUCAUUCUUUCUUCCCGUGCUGGUCAGUCAAGAGCCGACUAAUAGAGGUUCACCCUUGAUCUCUGUGUUAUCAACGCCAUCUGGAGAUGUAAUUAUUUCUUGUCAAGGCAGUGAAAGAGUGUUGCUUUGGCUUCAAAGUGGCUCUUGCAGGAUAUUUUUAUAUGAUCUUAUUUUAUUCUAGUUAUGAUUGGUGAUUCUUCUUUAUGAGGAAUUUUAAAACCAUAAUGUAGAGAGUUUAGCGUCUCCUCCAAAUAAAGUGAUGCACAAAUCUAACUUUAUCUAUUCAAUUAUUUCAUUCA
This is a messenger RNA of Amaranthus tricolor (Joseph's coat), 981 nucleotides long. Its product is annotated as V-type proton ATPase 16 kDa proteolipid subunit. The transcript has 3 exons. Gene Ontology annotation, molecular function: proton-transporting ATPase activity, rotational mechanism. The record is from RefSeq and is a predicted model, not a curated record. Bases 224 to 724 code for a protein of 166 amino acids. Lineage: Eukaryota; Viridiplantae; Streptophyta; Magnoliopsida; Caryophyllales; Amaranthaceae. Gene Ontology annotation, biological process: proton transmembrane transport. Gene Ontology annotation, cellular component: proton-transporting V-type ATPase, V0 domain.